CAAAAAAUUAAAAUAAAAAAAUGUCUUCUUCAUAUCCAUUAACUAAAUUAUACAUAGCUAAAUUUUCUAGUAAAACCAGUCGUCGUGACAUCGAAGAUUUAUUCAGUAAAUAUGGUGACUUAUAUGGUUGUAAACUAAAUGAACGUGAAGGAUAUGCUACAGUUACAUACAAAUAUCCUGAAAACGCUGAAAAAGCGAUAGCUAAAUUAAACAACACAGAUAUUCUUGGUGGUAAUUUAUUAGUAGAACAUACACUAAAAAAAAGUCGUAAUGAGAAUUCAUAUAGAUAUGAGGACAAAUAUAGAGAUGGAAGAAAUGAUUAUAGAAGUUCAAGAUAUGAUAGAGAUAGAGAUUAUUAAAGUAGCUCAAGAAGAGAACCUCCUUUUAGGUUUGAUAAAGAAAAAUUCAUUAAAGGUGGACUUUGCUUCAAUUGUUCCGAAAAAGGACAUGUUGCUAGGGAUUGCCCAGAUGCUAAAUAAGGAAUUUAUAGAGGAAAAACUUAUAAUGGUGAUAGAUAUAGAAGAAAUAGUUAUAAUAGAAGAAGUAGAAGCAGAAGUGGAGAUAGAAAAGGAGGGUAUAAAAGAUCGAAUAGUAGAGAUAGUAGGGAUAAAAAAAGAAGAUAUAAACACUCUAGAAGAAGCAGAAGUUCUUCUUAUUCUAGAAGUGAGUCUAAUAGAAGAGAUAGAAUAAAAUAAAAAAAAGGUAAAAGUAGAAGAUCAUCCUCUACUUCUAGCUCGAAAUCUAGAUCUAAAUCUAAAUCUAAGUCUAGAUCAGAAUCUAAAUCUGAUUCUAGAUCUAGAUCUGGAUCUAGAAGUGUAUAAAAAAAAAAUAAUAAUGAAAAUACAGCUAUUAGUAUUUAAAAGAAGUAAGAAAAUGGAAAAAGUAGAUCUGAAUCUAUUGAUGGAAGACAAUGAAAAAAAAAUUUCUUUUAUAACAAAAAUAAAAUAAAUAAUAAUAAUAAUAUAUAAAUAAUAAAUUUGCAAAAAAGGAAAAUUUUACAACUAAA
This is a messenger RNA of Ichthyophthirius multifiliis, 1006 nucleotides long. RefSeq names its product RNA binding protein, putative. The transcript has 2 exons. Gene Ontology annotation, molecular function: RNA binding; zinc ion binding. The record is from RefSeq and is a predicted model, not a curated record. Lineage: Eukaryota; Ciliophora; Oligohymenophorea; Hymenostomatida.